Molecule: messenger RNA, 1427 nt
Organism: Rhopalosiphum maidis (corn leaf aphid)
Lineage: Eukaryota; Metazoa; Arthropoda; Insecta; Hemiptera; Aphididae
Gene: Alg2
Product: alpha-1,3/1,6-mannosyltransferase ALG2
Exons: 1
Coding region: 198-1382 (394 amino acids)
Molecular function (GO): GDP-Man:Man(1)GlcNAc(2)-PP-Dol alpha-1,3-mannosyltransferase activity; alpha-1,3-mannosyltransferase activity
Source: RefSeq, a predicted model, not a curated record
UAAUUUUGUGACAACUCUUCAAAAAUAUAAUAAAAUAUAUUAACAUACCUAUCGAAUUUUUGCAGCAAUUAUUAUUAGAACAAACGUCUGACGGUUUAUAAAAUAAUACAUUAUUGUUGUAUACACGUGUUGUUAGUGACGUGUCCGUUUGCCUAUUAAUAUAGUUACAUGUUUUCGAUCGAGGAGAACGUCUCACGAUGAAAUUGAACGUAGUCUUCCUGCACCCCGACCUGGGCAUCGGCGGUGCCGAACGGCUGGUGGUCGACGCGGCUAUGGCGAUGAAGCAAUCGGGACAUUCCGUUCGGUUCGUCACCAACCAUCACAGUGUCUCGCACUGUUUCGAAGAGACCAGAGACGGUACGUUGCCGGUGACUGUCGUCGGCGACUGGCUGCCGAGGACGGUGUUCGGCAAGUGUUACGCACUGUGCAGUUACGUGCGUAUGGUGUACGCCGCAUUGUACCUGACGUUUUUCAGUUCCAUCCAUCCGGAUGUGGUGUUCGUCGACCAAAUAUCGGUUUGCAUUCCCAUACUGAAUUGGAUGUCCUGCAAAGUACUGUUCUACUGCCACUAUCCCGAUCAACUGUUAGCCGCGCACGACCACGCCUUGAAGCGAUAUUAUCGACUGCCGUUGGACUGGCUGGAAGAGAAGACCACUGGGUGCGCUCACACGAUCUUGGUCAACAGUCAUUUCACAUUGGACGUAUUCAAGAGAACGUUUAAAAGUAUAAAGACAGUACCAACAGUCGUCUACCCGUCCAUAAACACAGAAUUUUUCGACAAUACUGAAACCAUACAAGUAAAAGAUUUAAUAGACGUGGACAAUUGUAAAUACAUUUUAUCCAUAAAUAGGUAUGAGAGGAAGAAAAAUCUGAGUUUGGCGAUCCAUAGUUUCAAUUUGUUAUCCGACAAGAAAAUAAAACUUGUCUUGGCAGGAGGUUAUGAUCCUUUGAAUUCAGAAAAUAUUGAAUAUUUUCAAGAGUUAGUGAAUCUUGUUCAAGAUAUGAAACUCGAUAAACGUGUUAUAUUUUUUAAAUCACCAUCAGAUACCAUAAAAAUAUCACUCCUUAGAUAUUGCUUAUGCUUGGUAUACACUCCGUCUUUUGAACAUUUUGGUAUUGUGCCAUUAGAAGCCAUGUACUGUGGUAAACCUGUUGUGGCAGUUAAUAAUGGUGGACCCAAAGAGACCAUUGAAAAUGAUCAUAAUGGAUACUUACGAAAUGCUGAACCUGAAGAUUUUGCUGAUGCUAUAAAACAGUUAGUAGAAGUUGAAGGAAAGGCUGAUUUAUUUGGAAAGCAUGGUAAAAAGAGAUUUAAUGAUAUUUUUUCAUUUGGGGCAUUUAAAACUAAAAUAGAUAGUAUAUUAGAAAAUAUAUAUGUCUGAAUAAAAUACAACUUGGAUUUGUAUUUUGUGAUAUUUGGUUAUAAG